CACCGGUUUCCUUGCACCGGGACGGUCGCCGGUGCGGUAUAUACGAUCGCGGUCCGGCCGCCAGCCCGACAGUCGCAACAAGUGUCCGUUGGCGCGCGCACACACCGGCUGCGGUCGCGCUCAUCCACAAACGUUCCGCGCACGUGUAAGAGUAUGCCCACGAAUAUUGCGCUAUCGUAAUAAUUGCUCGUCAUACUGUACGCGGCGUGGUUACCUGGUUUUUUUUUUUUAUCCUGCCCGAAUAGAAAAAAUAUAGCUUUUAAGACCGCCCGGCCGUUUCCCGUACACCCGCGGUGUGUUUUUUUUUUCGUCCCGCGCGCAGGACUCGUAUCUAUCCACACGCACGGUCGUCGCGUUCCAGGUGUUUCCUCCCCCGCGACGGCACUCGCACGUCCUGCGCACAUUGGCCCAGCGCGAACGCGUUCCACCGGCACCGACGUACGUACAACGUUAUUGCGACGUGCUCACGAGAUACAUCGGCCAAAAUGAUCGAUUCCACGUCGGCGGACUGUUGCAUUUUCGCCAAGGAGUCCAUGGCCGUGGACGGAUACAUGGUUUCCCCGUCCGCGGUGCAUCAGAGGACCAACAGCCAGAUAAAGGACCAUAAAGAAUACAUCAGGAAAAACAAGGAUCCAUUGACAACAAGUAACGCAAAAGAAUUAUCCCUAUUGCAAUUCCACGAAGUUGAACCACAUUUGCAGUCGAAUCCAUAUAUUUUAUCCGGCUAUAGGGCAUGUUUAUCAACAAAAAUGUGUAUAGAAAGCGCCUUUUGGCUGACGAACGAAACGAUAAAUAUUUGGUCUCACGUAUUCGGCUGGAUGCUGUUUUUCGGCUUGACAAUUUAUGAUUUGCUUCUGUUAAAUAUUCAUGCUUCGUUGUUCGACAAAAUUGUCGUGGGUCUACUGCUCGGAUGUUUCCAGAUUAGUAUGGCGUCGUCGACUAUGUACCACACGUUUUCAUGCAAAUCGGAGAAACAUUUCAACUGUUUUCUAUCGUUUGAUCUGUUCGGCAUAGCCUUAAGCUUGUUGGCCAUCUAUUUGUCAGGAAUCUACUACGCUUUUUGGUGUCAUCCAGUGCAACAAACAUUCUAUCUGUCCACGGUGUUCUUUAUAUUCGUUGUCGUUAUGACGUUACAAAUACCAAAAUUGAAAGCCAGUGACAAUUUGAAAAUGAUCUCAUUCGUGUGUUGGGCAGCAUACGGAGUGAUACCGACGGCCCAUUGGGUUGUCGUAAUGGGUGGAUGGGAAAAUCCAAUAGUUACUAAAUUGUUGUCAAGGAUCUUAAACAUGUACCUCAUUUCUGGACUAGCAUUUCUGAUUUACAUAACUAGAAUGCCGGAACGGUUUUUAAAAGGUAAAGUAGAUUACAUUGGAUCAUCUCAUCAAUGGUGGCAUUUUCUAGUCGUAUUAGCGUUGUACUAUUGGCACAACACUGGCAUCAUGUAUAUCGAGUACAGGAUGAACCACGGAUGUGUUAACGAUUUACGAUUAUGAUAUUCAAAUGUCGUUGUUUUAUAAACAAAAUAUUUAUUAUUAUUAUUUUAUAAUUAAAUUAUUUUUAAUUUUA
Molecule: messenger RNA, 1566 nt
Organism: Sipha flava (yellow sugarcane aphid)
Lineage: Eukaryota; Metazoa; Arthropoda; Insecta; Hemiptera; Aphididae
Product: progestin and adipoQ receptor family member 3
Exons: 7
Coding region: 486-1493 (335 amino acids)
Cellular component (GO): membrane
Molecular function (GO): signaling receptor activity
Source: RefSeq, a predicted model, not a curated record